AUGUCUGGCAGCGCAGGUUAUGAUCGACACAUCACUAUCUUCUCAGAUCAGGGCCGGUUAUAUCAAGUUGAAUAUGCAUUCAAGGCAAUCACGGCAGCCAAUAUUACAUCAGUGGGAGUUCGAGGGAAGACAUGCGCUGUGGUGCUAUCCCAAAAGAAGGUGCCGGACAAAUUGAUCGAUCCCUCCUCGGUAUCCUAUGUUUUCAAGAUUUCACCCUCCGUAGGCUGCGUCAUGACCGGCUCCAUAGCGGACGCUCGAGCCUCAGUGGACCGAGCGAGAGGAGAAGCGGCAGAAUUCAGAUACCGAAAUGGAUAUGAAAUGCCUUGUGAUGUUCUGGCAAAGCGAUUGGCAAACAUCAGUCAAGUGUACACACAACGGGCAUACAUGAGACCAUUGGGUGUAGCAACAACACUGAUUUCCGUCGAUGAUGAAUUCGGCCCCCAACUCUACAAAUGUGACCCGGCUGGAUAUUACGUGGGUUACAAGGCAACGGCGUCAGGGCCCAAACAACAAGAGGCACUUAAUCAUUUGGAGAAGAAGCUGAAGAACAAAGACUGUGCUCCCGGAAGCUGGGAAGAAGUGGUCGAACUGGGGAUCAGCACCCUCAGCACGGUAUUAAGCGUUGACUUCAAGAAGAGCGAAUUAGAGAUUGGAAUCGUGGGCGGACCGAAGGCUGACGGGAAUGAAGGAACCGACCGGGAGUUCAGAACACUCACCGAGGAUGAAAUCGAGGAACGACUCCAGGCCAUUGCAGAGCGGGAUUGA
Molecule: messenger RNA, 765 nt
Organism: Rhinocladiella mackenziei CBS 650.93
Lineage: Eukaryota; Fungi; Ascomycota; Eurotiomycetes; Chaetothyriales; Herpotrichiellaceae
Exons: 5
Coding region: 1-765 (254 amino acids)
Biological process (GO): ubiquitin-dependent protein catabolic process
Cellular component (GO): nucleus; proteasome core complex; cytosol
Source: RefSeq, a predicted model, not a curated record